AUGUCCAAUACAUCCAACUUCCUGAAUCUAGCCCAUUACCUGAGUGAACACGAGGGUGAUCCAGCUAUCAAGGGCUUCGUUCCUAAUCUGAAAGACCAUCUUCUUUCACAACUGCUCAGCUUGGAUUAUGAUGGUAAUGAGAGGGUCUCCCAAGCCAAGCGCCUCCAAAUCAACUACAUGACCUAUGAUGUCCAUUGUGAUCAAGAUACCCUGAAACCAGGGUACGGUGGUGUUGUAAUGACUUUGUCAAGAGAACAUGAUGGUGACACUCAUCCAUUUUGGUAUGCCCAAGUUUUAGGUGCUUUUACCAUACAGGUGCUCCAUGUUGGCCCUGACGUUUGUAAUCGCUCACCUCAGUCCAUGGAAUUCUUGUGGGUUCGAUGGUUUGGUGUAGUCCCAUGUUACUGCUGGAGCAUCAGGGAGGGUCGUUUUCCGAAAGUUGGAUUCAUACCAGACUCACCCUCUGCAUUUGGUUUCCUUGAUCCCUCUGUUGUUCUUAGAGCCUGUCAUCUUAUACCCUGCUUUGCUGAUGGCCACAUGGAUACUCUUCUUCGGCAUGGCCCAACUGUUGUGCGACCAUUCAGAGAAGUAAAUGACUGGGCUGCCUUCUAUGUUAAUAUUUUUGCAGAUCGUGAUAUGUUUGCUCAUUUCGCAGGCAUAGGUGUUGGCCAUGUGGUUCAGUAUAACAUGUUGAAGGACACUGAGUGUGAACAUGGACCAGGAAGCUGUGAUGAUAAAUUGGACAUUGUCAUGAGCAACACCAAUGCUGGAGACUGUUGGAAUCAAACUCAAGGCAAAGAAAAUGAUGAUGACAAGGAUAAUGAAGAAGAUGAUGACGAUGAUGAAGAUAAUGAUGCAUGGGAUGACGAAGAUGAGGAUGUCCACAUAUCUGGUGAAGGCAGUCAACUCUCUUCAGCUGCAUUCCCCCUUCCCCUCCUCCCCCUCCUCACCUUCUCGUCACCCUUGUCCCCCUCUCAUCACCCUCCCCUCUUCCUCCUCCUCCUCCUCCUCCUCCUCCUCCUCCUCCUCCUCCUCCUCCUCCUCCUCCUCCUCCUCCUCCUCUUCCUCCUCCCUCCUCCUCCUCCUUCUCCCUGUCUUGUUUUCAUGCAUUCAUUAAGGGCCAACUCUGACUGA
Molecule: messenger RNA, 1134 nt
Organism: Suillus subaureus
Lineage: Eukaryota; Fungi; Basidiomycota; Agaricomycetes; Boletales; Suillaceae
Exons: 5
Coding region: 1-1134 (377 amino acids)
Source: RefSeq, a predicted model, not a curated record